CACACGUACCGGAAGUAUAUGGGUUUAGUUUGAGUUUAGAAACUGCAAAAGUCUGAACAAGUUGAAGAAGUCGGACGCCCAAAUAAAGAGAUGAUGGAAACGAUAAACAGUGGCUGGUUGCCAAGGCAACUGAUUAUCAAAGCAGCUUUGAUGACAGUGGUAUUUGCAUCAUGCUAUGCACAAUCCAAUAUUUGUUCUGAUGCCAAGACUUGUGGUGCAUGUAUAGUACUAGACCCUUCUUGUGGAUGGUGUACAACCGAGAUCUUUAAAGAUGUCGAUGGAAACAGUUACUCACGAUGUGAUCUCAUUCAGAAUCUAGAACAGAAGGGCUGCGGGGCUAUCAGUAGUCCAAAAAGCACUUCAACAAAAACUAAGGAUGAGCCCCUGAGUGAUGCAGGAAGUCAGUCUACGUCUAGAGCAGUACAAGUCAAACCUCAAGCAGUUAGUCUCAAGCUCAGACCAGGACUACCUGCUGAUAUCACAUUGAGUGUCCGCCAAGCUGAGGACUAUCCCGUUGAUCUUUACUAUGUCAUGGAUUUAUCCAAGUCCAUGGAAGAUGAUCUUAAUAAUUUGAAGGAGCUUGGAAGCACCCUCGCUCAACAAAUGAAAGCCAUCACCAGGAACUUUCGCCUUGGAUUUGGGUCCUUUGUGGACAAGACUGUUAUGCCCUACGUGAGCACCGUACCGUCCAAGUUGCUCCAUCCUUGCUCUGGCUGUGAAGCCCCUUAUGGUUUUAAAAAUGUUCUACCACUCGACAACAAUACUGAUAGUUUUACCAGAAUUGUCAGAUCCCAAAAUGCUUCCGGGAAUCUUGAUGCCCCAGAGGGUGGAUUGGAUGCUCUUAUGCAGGUCACUGUCUGCACGAGUGAGAUUGGAUGGCGUGAUCAGGCUCGUCAUUUAGUGAUAUUCACUACUGAUGCACCAUUUCACUAUGCAGGAGACGGCAAGCUUGGUGGUAUAGUCACCCCUAAUGAUGGUAGAUGUCAUCUCAGUCCAACACAGGAGUACCUCAUGUCCAAGGAAUUGGAUUAUCCAUCAAUCAGUCAGUUGAAUUCCAAGAUGCAGAAGUACAGCAUCAUUCCGAUCUUUGCUGUAACGUUGUCAGAGAUUCAAAUCUACUCUAACUUAACAAGAUUCAUAGAGGGCGCCACAGCUGGCAUCUUAGCAGCUGACUCCAGCAAUAUCGUGGAUCUCAUCAAGGAAAAUUAUGAGAAAAUCACCUCCAAAGUUCAGAUUGUUGACAAUGCUCCGCAGAACAUCACAGUAGAAUAUGUCGCUCAUUGCCUGAGGGGAGAGGUCACGCCAGGGUCAAAGGUUUGCCAAGAUCUUAAACUUGGUGAUACCGUCAACUUUACCCUCUCCAUCACGGCCAAAACGUGUCCUGAGCAGCGUAUACAAACAUUUACCGUUCGACCUGUUGGAUUCAAUGAGGAAAUGACGGUGACUGUAGAAGUGGUGUGUGAAUGUGAUUGUGAAUCAAAAAAUGUGCCAACUAGUGACCAAUGCAGUAUGGGGAACGGAACUUUAGAGUGUGGAUCUUGCGUAUGUAAUGCUGGACGCUACGGUCAGGAAUGUGAAUGCAGUAGCAGUGACGCUGAUCUGGGUGAUAAUGAUUCCUCGUGUAGAGCUGGUAAUUCAUCCAUAGUUUGCUCAGGCAGAGGAUCGUGCGUCUGCGGACAAUGUGUUUGUUUUGAACGACCGAACAAGGACGAGCAAGUGUCGUCAACAUUCUGUGAAUGCGAUAACUUCUCCUGUGACAGGUAUAAGGGAGAACUUUGUGGAGGUCCUGAUCAUGGUGUUUGUGUUUGUGAUGAGAAGACGAAACGAAGCAAGUGUCAAUGUAAACCAGAAUACCAAGGAGACGCGUGUGAAUGCUCAACUCGGACUGAGACCUGUGUGGCGUCAAACGGGCUUUCUUGUAACGGUCACGGUGAAUGCAAAUGCGGUCGAUGUGAGUGUAAUGCAACGACGCCGUAUAGAGGGGAGAGAUGUGAAGAAUGCCCGGCAUGUCCAGGCAAGUGUGAGGUGAAUAGAGAUUGUGUAGAAUGUAAGCAGUUCAAGACCGGGUUGAGUCUAGAGCAGUGCGAUCGCUGUCCAUACCCAGUUAUAGCUGUCGAUGAACUCCCUCCAGUUGAUGAAGUUGAGGAGCGUUGCUUGUACCAUGACGACAAUGAUUGCUCAGUCCUCUUCACGUAUCAGAGCUUAGAAAAUGGGACAUUCCUGCUUCUGGUACAAAAGGAACCUGUGUGCCCAGUACCAGUCAACAGUGCCAUUAUCAUAGCUGGUAUUGUUGUGGGGAUCAUUCUGAUUGGUCUACUGCUACUCAUCAUUUGGAGAAUACUCACUUACAUCCAUGACUCCAGAGAGUACGCGCGAUUUGAGAAGGACCGGGCCAAGGCAAAAUGGGACCAGAGUGAGAACCCAAUCUACAAACCGUCGACUUCCACAUACAAGAACCCACUGUACGGCAAGUAAAGACUCUAUUUUUUUAUCAACGUUGUGUUCGGAUAAAAGUUCGUUAAGUUUGGGUUAACUUUUUGGGUUUAUCAUGAAAAAGUCAAGAGAUAAACUACAGAAGGUUUAAACACACACAAGUACAAUUAACCAUUACGUAAGAGGACACUUAUUGCACUUUCUGUUGUUCCUGUAUUGAAGCAAUCCCUACUGGUUUUGUACACAAAUAACUAGUGAGGACCCAUGAAAACAAAGAACCGAAUAGUGAGGACCUAUUGAAAAAUGUCCUUGGAGGGAAGGCCAAACCAAUCCACUGUUUCAUACACAGGUCAAAGAUAAUCAACAAUUUGUUUGAUGUUGUUUUCUUGUUGUUGUUGUUGUUGUUGUUGUUUUUUUUUUGCAUGCCAAAGCUAAAUUGUAAAAUACUUUUGCUUUGUAAUAUUUGUUUUGUCCAGUGUAAAUCAAUCGUUGUCGUAUGUAUAGGGGAGGAUUUCACAAAGAGUUAAGACGAGUCUUAUCUUGAGUUAGGACGAGUUACUCGUCCUAACUUGGGACUAGCUGU
Molecule: messenger RNA, 3016 nt
Organism: Asterias rubens (European starfish)
Lineage: Eukaryota; Metazoa; Echinodermata; Asteroidea; Forcipulatida; Asteriidae
Product: integrin beta-1-B-like
Exons: 24
Coding region: 91-2475 (794 amino acids)
Biological process (GO): cell migration; integrin-mediated signaling pathway; cell adhesion mediated by integrin
Cellular component (GO): cell surface; integrin complex; focal adhesion
Molecular function (GO): integrin binding
Source: RefSeq, a predicted model, not a curated record